AUGGAAACGCCUUAUCAUGUGCCGAUGGGCUCCGUCCCCGCUCACACCUACAUCUACGAAGUAGACUUUCAACAACAGCAACAGCAACAACAACAACAACGACCGACCGUUGGCCAAUAUGUCUCGCACCCGGCUGAGAUGCCAGCCUUCCACGCUCCCAUGCCCGUCUACCCCCAGCAGCAGCCCAUUUUCACCGCUCACAAGAACCCGCUGCACUCGCACAUGAGCAUGACCCCCAUUGCUUCGCCGCAACCGACACACCUCAAACCGUCCAUCAUGGUGCAACACGACUCGCCUGCCCUGCUUCCCCUCGACACGCGGUUCGUCAAUGCCGACUUCUACGGGUUUCCCUCGACGCCGCCUCUGUCGGCCUCGGGCAGCACCAUUAGCAGCCCGCCCUCGACCUGUGGCAUGAUCCAUACCCCCGUCAACGGCUCGUUUUCCGGCUUUGAGAACUUGGAAGGUGUCAAGGAAGGCUGCGAAUCGGACGUGCACGCCGAGCUUUUGGCCAAGCCUGAAUGGGGACGUUCCGACUCUCCUCCGCUCACACCAGUGUUUAUCCACCCGCCCGCCGUAACCGCCAACCAACCCGAGCUGCUUUCCGCCAGCGCCUCGUGUCCAUCCCUGUCUCCGUCUCCCUCGCCUGGGCCCUCUGCGCUCAUCUCCCAGCACUCGUCCUUUGCUGCUGCCGAGCCUGCAAGCUCCAACUUUUGCGAUCCUCGCGAACUGACCGUCGACUCGACCCUCGCUUGUGCCACCCCCACCGACUUCCCUCCCUUGCCUGCUCUGCCGACUGGCGACGAGGAAGAGCAAAGGCUGCUCCUGGGCGGUGGAAACCUGACCCUGUCCAAUGACGCGUCUGCAACUUCAUUUUCCACCUGCUCCGAAGCUACUUUGACCACCCUGCCCAAGUUUGACAGCUUUUCGGACUUGGAUUCGGACGAGGAGUUUGUGACCGGCCUGGUCGAUUUUGCUCCAUCCGCCUCGAGCUCGUUCUACCUGGGCGACAAGCGACAACGCAUUGAUCCUUACACCUUGGACGAGGACGGCUUCCUCAGCGAACAGAGCUUCGACGACUUGGACGAGGAGGACACCGUGGCAUAUUCUGGUUUGCCUGACCUCAGUUUUGGAGAUAGCCCUACCGACGACAGUGCUUCAGAGGAGAUGCAAUCCAAGAAGCGUACCAAGAAGUCCAGCCUGCAGGAGCCUCUGUCUCCCGAGUCUGACACUUCGGACUUUUUCGGACAAGAUAUCCCCGUCAACACCCACGGCAAUGCUAGCCAGAGCCAGAAGAAGUCGGCGCAGGGCAGCGGUGCUUCAAGCGCCAAGGGUGACUCUGGCGCUGCUUCCAGUGCUUCCGAAGGCUCGGCCUCGAUCCCCGUGAGCCGCCGGGGUCGCAAGCAGUCCCUGACUGACGACCCAUCUAAGACAUUUGUGUGCAACCUGUGCUCGCGCCGCUUCCGCCGUCAAGAGCACCUGAAGCGUCACUACCGCUCGCUUCACACACAAGACAAGCCCUUUGAGUGCCACGAGUGCGGCAAGAAGUUCUCCCGCAGCGACAACUUGGCUCAACACGCGAGAACUCACGGCAACGGCGCUGUUGUCAUGACUGUUUUGGAAGACGGCAGCGAUGUCACUGUGCAAACAUACGACGAAGACGCCGGAGCCCUCGGCACCACCCUGUACGAGGCUGCCAACGCCGCAGCCACCCACUCCACCACGAGCGAGUCGGCGUCGAGCACCGCGUCCGACUCACCCACCUCUGCAGAGCGCCGACCUCUGAAGAAGCGCAAGCGUGAAGAAUCUGCCUAA
Messenger RNA from Talaromyces rugulosus, 1812 nucleotides. RefSeq lists its product as uncharacterized. Gene Ontology annotation, biological process: regulation of transcription by RNA polymerase II. The record is from RefSeq and is a predicted model, not a curated record. The transcript has 2 exons. NCBI's taxonomy places the organism in Eukaryota, Fungi, Ascomycota, Eurotiomycetes, Eurotiales, Trichocomaceae. Gene Ontology annotation, molecular function: DNA-binding transcription factor activity, RNA polymerase II-specific; RNA polymerase II cis-regulatory region sequence-specific DNA binding. Bases 1 to 1812 code for a protein of 603 amino acids.